AUGGAAAUAGGAGAAGAAAGAUCCCUGGAAGAAACUGCAACAUGGGCUGUAUCAGUUUUUUGCUUCUUCCUUCUUCUAAUAUCUUUGAUCAUUGAGGGUAGUCUCCACAAGUUGUCUGAGAUUUUAAGGAAAAGGAAAGGAAAAUCACUAGGGAGGGCAUUGACUAAAACCAAAACAGAAAUGAUGAAAUUCGGUUUCAUGUCCUUUCUUCUCACCAUCAUGUCGGAAGUGCCAAUAUCGAAAAUAUGCAUCAACAAGGAUGUGGCAACAUAUUUUCUGCCAUGCAAAGAUGCUGCAGAAUUAACAGGGUUUUCAGCUACUCAUACAUCAACCUCACAAUUUGACGUAGCACCUGCAACAAACGAAUCUGAAGUUGAGGUCAACUAUUGUGAAGCAAAGGGUAUGGUUAGUUUAAUUUCAAGUGAUGGAAUCCUGCAACUGAAUAUAUUCAUCUCCUUUCUGGCUGUGUUUCACAUCUUGUUCUGUACAUUGACAAUGUGCCUCGGGAAGGCAAAGAUGAGAAGAUGGAAAAGAUGGGAGGAGGAGACUCGAACACUGGAAUAUCAGAUAGCUAAUGACCCAAGAAGGUUCCAAUAUACAGGUCAAACAAUGAUUGGAAAACGUCAUUUGAAUUUCUGGAGUUAUCAUUCUCCCUUGCUUUGGAUGGUUUGCUUUGUUCGGCAGUUUUAUGUCUCAGUCUCAAAAGAUGAUUACUAUACUCUACGAAAUGGGUUCAUUGCAGCUAAUAUUUCUUUAGGCAGCAAUUUCAACUUCAAGAAAUUUCUUUCCCGCACUUAUGAUGAAGAUUUCGAGAAGGUUAUGGGAAUCAGGAUUUGGAUCUGGAUUUUCUCCAUACUUUUCAUCUUUUUUAGUGCACAUGAGUUCUAUAAUUACUACUGGCUUCCAUUUAUUCCACUUAUGGUUGCUUUACUAGCUGGGACAAAACUCCAAGUCAUAAUAACAAAGAUGUGUGUAGAUAGUUGCAAGGCAAACCCAGUGAUCAAAGGAAGUCUACUAGUAACACCCAGUGAUGCCCAUUUCUGGUUUCAUAGACCUGAAUGGCUUCUGCAUUUACUCAAGUUCAUCCUUAUCCAGAACUCCUUUCAACUUGCAUUCUUCACCUGGACUUGGUAUGAAUUUGGUCCAAGGUCUUGCUUCAAUAGAGAAAAUGAGGACAUUGGCAUAAGGAUUGGAAUGGGUAUAGCUGUGCAGCUUCUUUGUGGUUAUGUCACCCUUCCCCUUUUUGCACUUGUUACUCAGAUGGGUUCUAGCAUGAGGAGAGAAAUUUUCACCGAGAGUGUUUCUAUGGGCCUCAAAAAUUGGCACAAAAGGGCUAAACAAUCUCUGCAGAACAACUCAACUUCAAGAAAACACUCAGACUCUUUGCAUUCCAAAGGAGGUGACAAUUCAGCAAGAGGAACAAUGCAUAGUUUGAACAACCCAGAUAUUGUAGUGCUCACAAACAACCCUUCUCCCUCUAAUGAGGGAGAAAGCAUUGCUCCCACCAAUAAUGAGCAAGAUGUAUCAAGUCCUUCGACUUCAGAAAUCACAGCUACUGAGGAAGAGAAUUCCAAGAUCAUCACCAGAGGAACCUAUGACGGUGAGAUCUCAUUUGGUAGCAGCUGGAAGAAUGUAGGAAGUAGCAGAGGCAUUGGAGAAAUUGUCUCAAUAACUGAAGAAGAUGACGUUGAAAAAUUACCUGAAUUUAUCCAUAGAUAAUACAUAUGUAACAUGCAACAUUUAUGAGCAUCACUAAGAAACUUUAGUCCCUUAAGGGUAUACCGUUUUGUUUUGCGCAUAUGUCCUUUAAACGAUACUUGUUGCAAGACAUGUUUCACUUGAUAGAUUUUUGAACAAAAUUGCUUUGGAAGAUUCACUUAGAUAC
Messenger RNA from Vigna radiata var. radiata (mung bean), 1885 nucleotides. RefSeq names its product MLO-like protein 12. The coding region runs from base 1 to 1719 and encodes 572 amino acids. The record is from RefSeq and is a predicted model, not a curated record. Gene Ontology annotation, cellular component: membrane. Lineage: Eukaryota; Viridiplantae; Streptophyta; Magnoliopsida; Fabales; Fabaceae. The transcript is spliced from 14 exons. Gene Ontology annotation, biological process: defense response.